Messenger RNA from Rhinolophus ferrumequinum (greater horseshoe bat), 1518 nucleotides. Its product is annotated as membrane-spanning 4-domains subfamily A member 14-like. The record is from RefSeq and is a predicted model, not a curated record. Bases 168 to 863 code for a protein of 231 amino acids. The transcript has a single exon. Lineage: Eukaryota; Metazoa; Chordata; Mammalia; Chiroptera; Rhinolophidae.
GACAUUCCUUCACAAGAUAUGCUUUCCCAAGUACAAGUUCUGCCAAAAGAAGCCAUGCUAUUUGAAGCCCAAACAUCCAAUGCUGUGCAGUCCCUUAAUGUACAACACCUAGAACAGCAAUCCCUGCAUCUUCAACUACAAACAUCCAACAGCAAAACAAGCAAUUUAUGCAUAUGGUAUAUCAAGACAUUCAAUCAGAAGUCAAUUUACUGACACAAGAAUGGAAAUCUGAGGAGAAACUCCAAAGCAGGCAAUCCUUAAAGCAGCAUUCCGUAGGUGAGCAUAGCAAAGGUUGGCAAUCUCCCAAAAGGAAAUCCCUAGACCAGCAAAUCCAAGGCCAGCAAUCUCCAAAAAGGAAAUCCCUAGACUGGCCAACCCAACGCCAGCAAUCUCCAAAAAGGAAGUCUCUAGACCUGCCAACCCAACGCCAUCAAUCUCUAAAAAGGAGAUCCCUAGACCUGCCAACCCAACGCCAGGAAUCUCCAAAAAGGAAAUCCUUAGGCCAGUAUGUCAAAGACUGGCUAUGCCUAAAGAGGAACUCCAUAGACAAACAAGUCCAAGUUAAGCAAACCACACAGCAACCACCAGAUCAACAAGCUGAAGACCAGCUGGACCAGGAAGAAGAAUCCCUAAAGCAGCAAUCCCAAAAUGGGCAAGGUGAAGACCAGCAGGUAGAGAGGAGCAAUCCCCAAAGGAACAAUCCAAGGACGGACAAGAUGAAGAUCAGCAGGCCAAUCAGGAAGAAUCUCCCAAGGAACAAACCCAACACCAGCAAGCAGAGGACCCGCUGGUCCAAGAGAAGAAAUCCCCAAAGCAGCUCGGCCAACACCAGCAAUCUCAAAUCCAGGGCUGGCCAUCUUUAGGUCAACAAUCUCAAGGCUGGAGAAACAAAGAUUAUAAAGCACAAGAAUGCCCAAUUUGAAAUGCUGCAUUCCCUAAAUUGGGGAUCCCAAGACUGGCAAACCCAAGAUCUAUUAAAGAAAGAAUACCUAAAGCAGAAAGCUCUAUACCAAGAAGCCCAAACUGUGCAUGACCUAUGUCGAUAUCACCGUGGUUGGCAAAUACCAGACAUUUUAUUUCAAGAUGCUCAGUAUCAAGAGAAGGACCAAAAAGACCUUCAAUCCACAGGUUACCAAAAAGAAGAUUUACAAACCAAAGACUUCAGACUAGGGGAAAUGAAAAGCCUGUGCCAAAACCCAAGUGACCUGCAAUCAGAAAACAUGAAGCCAGAUUUUCAUCAUUCCUCCUGCGAAAGCUCAGUACAAGACUUGCAUUUCACCUGUUUGGCCAACAUAGAUUCAGAUGCACAACAGAAGGUUUCUGUUUGCUCACCUUCCCACAAAAAGAUCUAACUUUAACUUCAUGUUAUGCAAAAGAUCGACAGCAAUCGGAAGACUCUGACUAACAUGAAGCAUCUGUCCAAAUACCACACUACUCCCAAUUAUGGAACAAAAUUAGGGAAAAAACAAUAUAGUCUCCUCCAACCUAUGUUCUUAAGUGUUAUUGCUACCUUAUUCA